Molecule: messenger RNA, 1375 nt
Organism: Stylophora pistillata
Lineage: Eukaryota; Metazoa; Cnidaria; Anthozoa; Scleractinia; Pocilloporidae
Product: prolactin-releasing peptide receptor
Biological process (GO): G protein-coupled receptor signaling pathway
Cellular component (GO): plasma membrane
Molecular function (GO): G protein-coupled receptor activity
Source: RefSeq, a predicted model, not a curated record
UCUUCUUUUUGACAUCAAAGCAAUCGAUAUUGGGCCGCCUCAUCAAAUAACGCGUUAAAUAUAAACGCAACGGCGCCAAAAAAUCGAUUUUCACCUCAUUCUGUCGACCGCGGCAGCUGAUCCGAUUUGUCGCAGCUCUAGAUAGUGAUUUUAGGCAAAAAUUCCCAAUAUAUCGAGUUACCAGAAUGACUGCAAACUCGACAUUUCACAUGUGGAAUUUGACGAUAAAUGCUAGUACCUGGUUUCCACCAGAUGCGACACCAAAUGCGACAACGGCACCGCCAGUCACAGGGGUAUCUCAAGUUUACGUUAUCCUUGGUACGCUCUUCUUCUCCUUAAUUAUCGUGGUUGGUUUAGUUGGAAAUACCCUCAUAGUGGCGACACUAUCUCGUUGGUGGGAAAUGAGAACACCAUGCAAUUUACUUAUCGCAAACAUCUGUGCUGCAGACCUAGGAGUUUGUGUUCUUGCGGCGCCAUUAAGAAUCAUCGAGUUUUAUCUUGGUUGGCCUUUCGGAGACGCGCUGUGCCAAAUUUUGUUUCCCCUCCAAGAUGUUUUCGUAUGUGUAUCAGUUGUCACACAGACUGUGAUCGCCGUGGAGAGGCAUCGAGCCAUUGCCUCACCAUUCAAGCCGACCCUUUCUCUCCGACGCGUCAGUAUGAUAGUUCCAGUAAUGUGGGUGGCCUGUUAUGCGACAGCCGGUGUUCCGAUGCUGCUCUUCAUCAAGGUCACUUUGUUUCCCGAUAGGCUGUUCUAUUGUUUUCCAGUUUUCUCCAGUGAUGGUUACAGAAUCGCAUACGAGGUGUACCUUGUGAUUUUGUUCAUUACCUUACCAUUGGUGGUCCAGAGCGUGGCUUACUUCGACAUCAUUCGUUUGCUCAGAGCUAAAGACGAAAUGCAGGUGCCGAACUCUUCCAUGAGAAAGACAAUCAAUGAUCGAGUCCGACAGAGAAAGCACUUGGUUAGGAUGUUAGUGGUGUUGAUGUUGGCUUUUCAAAUUUGCUAUCUUCCUCGUGGCGUGAUUAUGUUGCUGCAUGAAUUUAGCCCAGAAACAACGUUGAAGCCGGACUUCAUGUAUGUAAACCUUAUUACAUUGGCGAUGUACUACAUAAAGCACGUGAUCAACCCGGUAAUUCUUUCAGCGAUGAGCAACGAUUUUCGCUCCGGUUGCUUAAACAUUUGUUCAUCGGAAAGCAAGCAGUUGCCGUUCAUGCGAGGCAGCCGUUAUAUGACCAGUCGUCGAGCUACGAUGCGAAGCACUGCACAGAACAGAAAAUAUCAUUUCAGAUCACCCAACGAAUAGCACAGAUACAAAAAAUAUCCUUUGCAAGAACCAGCUCUCGUUAGAUUCGUGGUGGUGUGUUACUGAAAGCUAGA